ACCAGUUCUGUAACAGGUCAUUCAGAUCCUCCUCCACCUGCAGCUGACCUGAGAGCAAUGAAUCCUGGGUACGCGUCUGCACCUUACCCUGCUGAGACCGUCGCCCUGCAGGACAGGAAACAUGAAAUGUCCCCUAGACAGCCUGGGGGUCCCACAGGAGUUCAACACACUCUUGUGUACGUCCCCACUGAGCCUCCAAGAGAUUAUCUGGUCUGGUCUCUGUGGAACUUGGUCUACGGAAAUAUUUUCUGUCUUGGAUUGGUGGCUCUCGUUUAUUCUGUCAAGGCCAGAGACAGGAAGAUGGUUGGAGAUGAGGACGGAGCCAGACAUCACGCCUCCACCGCUCGCGCUCUCAACAUCGCGGCGACUGUCCUGACAUUUUUAGCCAUCUUUCUCUCCAUAGUUGUGCCCAUUGCUAUAAUUGCAGAGGGGGCAAGAUAUUACAGAUAUCGCUAUCGCGGAUAUUAAUAAGUAACUUUUGUGAAGUAUGACGGGUUUUUAAACACCAUGACCUGUUUUUAUUUUGUGCCUCAAAUAAAACUGUAACAGCAGAACUAGUAAUGAGAUCUGAGGCGACAAAGAAGAACUUCAUUUGAAAUAAGUUCAUUUGCUUAAAAUCUGCAAAGUGUGUUUUAGAUCACAUGAAUGAAAAGCUUGCAUUGUAACGAUAACAGUCCUGUGCUCUGAAAAACACAAAAAUACAAAUUCUUUUGUGUGUA
Molecule: messenger RNA, 719 nt
Organism: Poeciliopsis prolifica (blackstripe livebearer)
Lineage: Eukaryota; Metazoa; Chordata; Actinopteri; Cyprinodontiformes; Poeciliidae
Product: dispanin subfamily A member 2b-like
Exons: 2
Coding region: 58-468 (136 amino acids)
Cellular component (GO): plasma membrane
Source: RefSeq, a predicted model, not a curated record